Molecule: messenger RNA, 630 nt
Organism: Entrophospora sp. SA101
Lineage: Eukaryota; Fungi; Glomeromycota; Glomeromycetes; Entrophosporales; Entrophosporaceae
Source: the annotation of a GenBank genome assembly
AUGAAUAAUUCAAAUAAGAGAAAGUCCGUAUCACCAAGCACUCCAAAUAAGCCAAAGUACGUGUCACAACCAAGAAAUGUCACAGCCACCACUAAUCUUGGAAGCUUAAAUAAUUCAAUUAUACAAAGAAUACAUAAUUCUUCGCCUCCUCCGCCGCCAUCAAGAAAACCAGAUUUUGAUUGGAUUUUAGAUGAUGAUGAUAGCGAAUUGUUUUCUAGAAAUUUAAUUAACAUUAAAAAAGAUACAAAAAAGCAUGAAAGAUGUAUAUUUAAAUCAAUAGAUAAUUUGCAGAACAAGGAGGACAUUAAUUUAGAAAAUAAUAUUGUAAAGAAAUGUUUAAAAAAUAUUCAUACAAUUAAUAAAAAGAAACUUAAUGGUGGCGGUGAAUUUUCUACGCUGGCGAAUCACAAAAAACUUGAACCAUCACUGACAUUACCAUUAGAAAUCGAAGAAUCCCUUAAAGAACUGUGUCGUAUUGCUGAAUUAACACCUGAGGUUCAUCUAGAAAAACUUAUCGAAUUGUUUGAAAAAUUAUAUUUAGAGAUUGAUGUCAAUCGGGAUUGGCCUUUACAAUCAAAAAUAUUAAUGUCACGAAUAUCAAGGAUGAUAAAAACGAUUGGAAUUAUUUAA